This is a messenger RNA of Penicillium maclennaniae, 861 nucleotides long. Its product is annotated as ankyrin repeat domain-containing protein. The transcript is spliced from 2 exons. Gene Ontology annotation, molecular function: protein binding. Bases 1 to 861 code for a protein of 286 amino acids. Gene Ontology annotation, biological process: protein localization to ciliary inversin compartment. NCBI's taxonomy places the organism in Eukaryota, Fungi, Ascomycota, Eurotiomycetes, Eurotiales, Aspergillaceae. The record is from RefSeq and is a predicted model, not a curated record. Gene Ontology annotation, cellular component: ciliary inversin compartment.
AUGGAUGUCCUCACUCCGCCUGAAUGCCCUCCUCUCACCCCAAGCGAGUACCCUCGUAUUCCAACUCGAACGCCGCUUGCGACCCUUGAGAGAAUACGUAAAAUUUUCAUCAGUGGCGACAUCAAAAAAUUUCGAGAUGAUCUUGAUGCAAUAAGUUCUACGGAGGGCAAUUUCGACAUAUGCGACUUCCAUGCGAUCAUGGUCGAGGCCAUCACACGGGACGAUGCGCAGUUCACCAAAGAGCUUCUUGACCGUGGACUGCCCCCUGAUACUUUAUAUGUUUCGCAAGCAGUACGAGUAAAGGCAAAACAUGCUUUGGGCGUUUUCAUCUCCAGUGGGUGGGAUAUAAAUCAACCAAUGAGCGAGUUAAAACCUCCAGUACUUGGCGAUGCCAUUGCAGAUGAAGAGAUGGCAGCUUGGCUCCUAGAUCACGGAGCUGAUCCCAAUCGGCGAUGUCUCAUUGAUCUCACUCCACCCUCUCUUGCUGUCGAAAGCGCCCCAAUUUCAGUCAUUUCCCUCAUGUUCAGCCGUGGCGGAGACGUUGGAAAAGGCCGGCUCCUCCAUCACGCAAUCGAGCGGCAAUCAGAUACCAUCGAGGUCCUCAAGAUUCUUAUCGAGAAAGGUGCAUCUCUGGAUUCAACCGCAUACGAGGAUCAUCCCUCUUGGGCACUGUUCCACUUCAUGGGUCUUGGAACAGCUCUACACAAAGCAGCCGAGCUCGGUAAAGUGGAUGUCGUCAGCUACCUGGUCAGUGAAGGUGCCAGUCAGUGCGUCAAAGAUGCGAAUGGUCGAACAGCAACCGAUUGUGCACGGAUGUUGAAUCAGUGGCAAGUCGUCGAGAUUUUGGACAAGGAGAAGUAA